Messenger RNA from Pseudomyrmex gracilis, 2318 nucleotides. RefSeq names its product pre-mRNA-splicing factor CWC22 homolog (gene ncm). Gene Ontology annotation, biological process: mRNA splicing, via spliceosome. Gene Ontology annotation, cellular component: catalytic step 2 spliceosome. Lineage: Eukaryota; Metazoa; Arthropoda; Insecta; Hymenoptera; Formicidae. Gene Ontology annotation, molecular function: RNA binding; protein binding. The transcript has a single exon. The coding region runs from base 7 to 2298 and encodes 763 amino acids. The record is from RefSeq and is a predicted model, not a curated record.
UGCGAGAUGAAGAGAUCGCACUCAAGAAAGGAGGACGAGAAAGAGGAGGACGGGCAGGAACAGCAUUCCAAGCAGAAACAUCACAAACGUGACGACUCCAAGGAAUCUAACAGAGACGGCGGUGAUUAUCGGAGUUCACGACGCGACGAGAAUCGUUACGGUUCCAGACGCGACAACGAGCGUCGCAAUUCCAAACGUGAGAGCGAUCGCGACAACAAUCGCAGAACGUCCAGACACGAUGACGACAACGUUAGGAGCGGCAGACACGACAAUCGCAGAGACAAUCACAGGCAAAAUUAUCGGAAAGAUUUUAAGGAGAGCGACGACGAGAGACGUAGGAAAGAAAAUUCACCGGACGGAGAGAAGAUCGGGUCUCGGUAUUACGGAGAACCGGAUAAGCCGCGAGAAAAUCCCGAAGAAAUUCGACAGCAGAAGCGAACCGUGGAUCUUCUGACCUCAAGAACGGGAGGUGCGUACAUACCACCCGCCAAAUUGCGUAUGAUGCAGGCCGAGAUCACGGACAAGUCGGGAGCUGCUUAUCAGCGCAUAGCUUGGGAAGCGUUGAAGAAAUCCAUUCACGGAUAUAUCAACAAAGUUAACACGAGUAACAUUGGCAUUAUAACUCGCGAACUGAUGCGCGAGAACAUCGUUCGCGGAAGAGGUUUGCUCGCGCGAUCAAUAAUUCAGGCGCAAGCGGCCUCGCCAACGUUCACCGCGGUUUACGCGGCCCUGACCGCCGUGAUAAACUCCAAGUUUCCCAACAUAGGGGAAUUGGUACUUAAGCGUCUGGUCAUACAGUUUAAACGCGGAUACAAGAGAAACGACAAACCCUUGUGCAUUUCCUCGGGAACGUUUAUAGCGCAGUUGGUCAAUCAGCGAGUGGUUUACGAGAUUCUUGCGUUGGAAAUAUUAACUUUGCUGUUGGAAACGCCAACGGACGAUUCCGUCGAAGUGGCUAUAGCGUUUUUGAAAGAAUGCGGCAUGAAACUGACGGAGGUGUCCCGAAGAGGCAUCGAAGCCAUAUUCGAGAUGCUGAGAAACAUAUUGCACGAGGGCGAGUUGGACAAGCGUGUUCAGUACAUGAUAGAAGUGGCGUUUCAAAUUAGAAAGGACGGAUUCAAGGAUCACGAAGCCAUUCCGGAAGAAUUGGAUCUCGUGGAGGAGGAGAAUCAAAUCACCCAUCUGAUAAGAUUGGACGACGAGAUGGACGGACAGGAUAUACUGAACGUGUUCAAAUUCGACGCGGAUUAUCUUGCAAACGAAGAGAAGUACAAACAAUUGAGCAAAGAAAUUCUCGGCUCCGACGUGAGCGAUUCCGAGGCCGACGACGAGGACGGGGAAGAGGACAGUUCGGACGAGGACAGCAGCGCCGAGCAAACCGAGGAGAAGGAAGGCGUUAUAUUGGACAACACCGAAACAAAUCUGACCGCUCUUCGGCGUACGAUUUAUCUGACGAUACAUUCGUCUCUCGAUUUUGAGGAGUGCGCGCACAAGUUGAUGAAGAUGCAACUUAAACCCGGACAGGAGAUCGAGCUGUGCCACAUGUUUCUGGAUUGUUGCGCGGAAAUGCGAACGUACGAGAAGUUCUUCGGUCUUCUGGCCGGUCGGUUUUGCGCCAUAAACAAGAUCUACGUUACCCCGUUCGAGCAGAUCUUCAAAGACUCGUAUCAGACGAUACACCGUCUCGACACCAACAAAUUGCGAAACGUGUCGAAGUUUUUCGCGCACUUGCUGUUCACGGAUUCCAUAUCGUGGAGCGUGUUGCAGUGUAUCAAACUAAACGAAGAAGACACCACGAGCUCCAGUAGGAUAUUUAUCAAAAUUUUGUUUCAAGAACUUUCGGAAUACAUGGGUUUGGCGAAGCUCAACGAACGUGUCAAGGACGUGACGAUGCAAGAGGUGUUCGAGGGAUUGUUUCCCAGAGACGAUCCGAAGAACACGCGUUUUGCCAUCAACUUUUUCACUUCCAUCGGUCUGGGUGGUUUAACAGACGACCUGAGAGAACAUUUGAAAUCUCAACCGAAGCCGAAUCCCGUGCCCGCGCUGAACAUCGCGGAAGAGGUCUCCAGUUCCGACGAAUCCACGUCAUCCAGCUCUAGCUCGUCUUCUUCGUCAACGUCAACGUCAUCGUCGUCAUCGUCGUCGUCGUCGUCGUCGUCGUCAGAAGAUGAAGCGCCAUCGAGAAAAGGAAAUAAAAAGAAGAAAGCGAAAUCAAAGGGAAAAAGAGAAGAUAAACGUAUUAAGAUACAAAAGAAGAAAAAGAAGAGCAAGACGGCAAAAAAAGAAAAAACAAAGUAAUAUAUUACUUUAUUGUUAAA